Olea europaea var. sylvestris is the source of this 1941-nucleotide messenger RNA. Its product is annotated as polyadenylate-binding protein 2-like. Lineage: Eukaryota; Viridiplantae; Streptophyta; Magnoliopsida; Lamiales; Oleaceae. The transcript is spliced from 8 exons. Gene Ontology annotation, molecular function: RNA binding. The record is from RefSeq and is a predicted model, not a curated record. Gene Ontology annotation, cellular component: ribonucleoprotein complex. The coding region runs from base 211 to 1926 and encodes 571 amino acids.
AAAAAAAAAACCUAAAUCCGUACAAUCUGAUAUUCUUUUUCACCUGCAGUCAAGCAGAUUAAAUUCGAUUUGCGUGUUCUUUCUUUUUGAUUGAAAAUAAGAAGAGGAGAGGGAAGUGAAAAGAAAAAAUACCAAAAAAAAAAAAAAAAAGAAGAAGAAAACUCUCCGUAGAAGGGGGAAAAAAAUUUCUUUAAAGGUUUUUGGACUGAGAUGGCGACGCAGGUUCAGAUGCAGGCAGUGACUGCGGGGGCUGCUGGAAGCGCCCAGUUUGUGACGUCGCUGUACGUGGGUGACCUCGACGUAAACGUGACGGAUUCGCAACUCUAUGAUCUCUUUUCCCAGAUGGGAGAUGUAGUAUCUGUUAGGGUUUGUAGGGACCUGACUAUCGGGCGGUCACUUGGGUAUGGUUAUGUCAACUACGGAAACCGUCAAGAUGCGGAGAGAGCCUUGGAGGAGCUGAACUUCACUCCUCUCAAUGGAAAACCUAUUAGGAUAAUGUAUUCUCAUCGAGAUCCCAGUGUGCGCAGAAGCGGUGCUGGGAACAUAUUUAUUAAGAAUUUGGACAAAGAAAUUGAUCACAAAGCACUACACGAGACAUUUUCUUCAUUUGGGAAUGUUCUGUCGUGCAAAGUAGCAACAGAUGCUUCCGGUCAAUCGAAGGGCUAUGGUUUUGUGCAAUUCACUAGUGAGGAAGCUGCCCAAAAUGCUAUAGAGAAUCUAAACGGUAUGCUUUUGAAUGGAAAACAAGUUUAUGUAGGACCUUUUGUUCGAAAGCAAGAAAGAGAGAUGUCAGUAGACAAGACAAAAUUUACGAAUGUGUUUGUGAAGAACAUGUCUGAAGAAACAAUUGAAGAAGACCUGAGGAAGAUAUUUGGUGAAUAUGGAUUACUCACCAGUGUUGUUGUGAUGAGAAAUGAAGAUGGAAAGUCAAAAUGUUUCGGAUUUGUAAACUUUGAGAAUGCAGAGGAUGCUGCUAGAUCUGUUGAGUUGCUUAAUGGUAAGAAAUUUGAUAACAAGGAUUGGUUUGUUGGAAGGGCCCAAAAGAAAUCUGAGAGGGAGCUAGAAUUGAAACUCCAAUUUGAGCAGAGUGUGAAGGAAGCAGUUGAUAAAUCACAGGGGUCCAACCUAUAUGUCAAAAAUCUGGAUGAUAGCAUUGGAGAUGAUGAGCUUAGGGAAGUGUUCUCUCCAUUUGGAUCGAUAACAUCAUGCAAGGUGAUGCGAGAUCCGAAAGGAAUAAGCAGAGGAUCUGGUUUUGUUGCUUUCUUAUCGCCUGAAGAGGCUUCUAGAGCUCUCUUAGAAAUGAAUGGCAAGAUUAUUGUUAGCAAACCUCUUUAUGUUGCCCCUGCUCAAAGGAAAGAAGAUAGAAGAGCACGGUUACAGGCUCAAUUUUCUCAAGUACGACCGAUUACUAUGGCACCUACAGUCGCUCCUCGUAUGCCAAUGUAUGCCCCGGGUGGUCCUGGUCUAGGGCAACAUAUAUUCUAUGGGCAACCUCCACCUGCCAUGAUUCCUCCACAACCUGGAUUUGGGUAUCAACAGCAACUUGUUCCUGGUAUGAGGCCUGCUGGGCCUCUCAUGCCAAAUGUCUUUCUGCCUCUGGUUCAGCAAGGGCAGCAAGGUCCACGUCCUGGUGGCAGACGCUCCAAUACUGUUCCGAUGCAGCAGAACCCACAACCAGUUCCAGUAAUGCAGCAACAGAUGCUUCCAAGGGGACGUGCGUACCGUUAUCCUCCUGGGCAUGGAAUGCCAGAUGGUCCCAUGCAAGGUGUGGCUGGGGGUAUGCGCUCUGUCCCAUAUGAAAUGGGUAAUAUGCCCUUGCGUGAUGUGAGAAUGCCUCAGCCAAUCGGGGCUUUGGCAUCUGCUCUUGCAAAUGCAUCCCCAACGGAACAGAGGACUGUAAGCAUUUUCUCCCACGUCCUUUACUGAUUAGUUCAUUUUACA